Molecule: messenger RNA, 497 nt
Organism: Mytilus californianus (California mussel)
Lineage: Eukaryota; Metazoa; Mollusca; Bivalvia; Mytilida; Mytilidae
Product: 60S ribosomal protein L27a-like
Exons: 5
Coding region: 28-471 (147 amino acids)
Biological process (GO): translation
Cellular component (GO): cytosolic large ribosomal subunit; ribosome
Molecular function (GO): structural constituent of ribosome
Source: RefSeq, a predicted model, not a curated record
CCGGUCUUUCCAUAAAAUAUUGUCAACAUGACAACAAAAAAUAAGAAGACCAGGAAGCUGAGAGGCCAUGUCAGUCAUGGACAUGGUCGUAUUGGCAAACACAGGAAACAUCCUGGUGGUCGUGGUAAUGCUGGUGGUCAGCAUCAUCAUAGAAUCAACUUUGAUAAAUACCAUCCUGGUUACUUCGGUAAAGUUGGUAUGAGAUACUACCAUAAGACCUUGAAUAAGUUCCACUGUCCUGCUGUUAACAUAGAAAGAUUGUGGAGUUUAGUAUCAGAACAAACUAGACAAGUGUAUAAAGACAAAAAAGACAAGGCACCAGUCAUUGAUGUAGUAAGAGCUGGAUACUACAAAGUUCUUGGAAAAGGACAUUUACCAAAACAGCCAAUGAUAGUGAAAGCCAGAUUCUUCAGUAGAGAGGCAGAAAAGAAAAUAAACUCUGUUGGUGGAACAUGUGUCCUAGUGGCAUAAAUUUCAAUAAAAAUAACUACAGUCUA